CUGAGGUUAUAACCCUUUAAGAGUGAACCUGUCCAGCUAGACUGUGGCUCGCUACGAUUACUCAUAUUGGAAUUUGCGUGUCUUCACCUGAGCCGUUAUGGACUCUGGGCCUAAAAGGCCGAGCUCGGACCUGCGCAAGGUGCGCUCACGCGACGCAGCCCGCUGUAGGCGGAGCCAGGAGACGGAGGUGUUCUACGAGCUGGCCCACUCCCUGCCACUGGCCCGCCGCGUCACCUCCCACCUGGACAAAGCUGGCAUCAUGAGAGUGACCCUCAGUUACCUGCGCAUGCGGCAGCUCCUGCACCCCCCGGCAGUCAAGGUGGAACCAGGGACGGUGGUGGAUGAGGACCCCACGGACACCUUCUACCAGCAGGCUCUGGCCGGCUUCGUUCUAGUGAUGACCGAAGAAGGAGACAUGGUCUUCCUCUCCGACAAUGUCAGCAAGUUCGUAGGUAUCAACCAGAUGGAUCUGCUCGGACAGAGCGUGUAUGACUUCAUCCACCCUUGUGAUCAAGAGGAGUUGAGAGACCUGCUCACCACCAAACCAGGCCUCUCCAAGAAGAAGGUGGAGAGGUGUACGGAGUGCAACUUCUUCCUGCGGAUGAAGAGCACCCUCACAAGCCGCGGCAGGACCGUGAACAUCAAGGCCGCCGCCUGGAAGGUGCUUCACUGCAAAGGCCACAUCCAGACAUUCAGCAGUAACGCGGAGGGCUCCUCCCCCGUCGGAAGUUACGUCAUCCUGUUGUGUGAGCCCAUCCCCCACCCAGGCUGCGUGGAGUUCCCCCUGGAUAGUAGCACUUUCCUCACACGCCACUCCAUGGAGCUGAGUUUCACACAGUGCGACGGCCGGGUGACUGAGCUUGUUGGAUACCAACCCGAAGAGCUGAUUGGCCGAUCUGCCUAUGAGUUUUUCCAUGCGCUGGAUUUUGAUCAUGUGACAAAGAGCUUGCACAUCUUGCUCACCAAAGGUCAGGUAUGCACCAACCAGUACCGUUUCCUCGCCAAGAACGGAGGUUUCGUAUGGGCUGAGACACAGGCCACCAUUCUCUACAACAGCAAGACCUCCCAGCCCGAGGCCGUGGUGUGCCUCAACUUUAUACUCAGCGGGGUGGAGCAGGCGGACGUGGUGUUCUCCGUGGAGCAGACACGGAGUGAGCAGACGGCUCCGAGCCCGGCCGUGAUGGAGGUGGAGGACUUGCAGGACCGGCUGAGCGACUGCGGCAGCGACUGCAGCAGUUCUGAGCUCUUCCACACGCUGAAGGACAAUCCCAAGGACCUGCUCCGGCUGGCACCAGCCCCAGGCGACGCCGUCAUACCGCUGACAGAGGACACAGAUUUGUCUUUCGGCCCACCGGCCAGUCCCAACGGCAUGCCCAAAUCCCCCAAAGACCUUUGCUCCCCCAGACUGCGCCAGCUCCUCGCGCCCAUCUUCGACUGCCCAUCCCCGGGCUCACCGGUACUGAGCUCCGGUGAGGAGUCACCCAUGGACACCGGCGACGUGGAGAAGUUCUUCGCCCUUAAACCGGAGGAGAGCACGUCUCCGAAAGGGCCGAUGGAGGAUAUGGACGAGAUGGAUUUGGAAAUGCUAGCGCCGUACAUCUCCAUGGACGAUGACUUCCAGCUGACCUUCCUACCCCAGUUCCCCGAGGCAGAUGAAGUACCAAGCGCAGCUUCGAGAAAAAGGGGUCUGAUGGAAGACAAGGAUUUGCCCUCUCUAGCCACCAGCUGGGAGAAGAGACAAAAGAACAGUUCCAUAGAGGAGGGGCUACUGCUUAGUCAUGGCUCUCUGACGGGCCUAUUGGACGGUCCAGACGAGCUGGAGCCCGUGUCUUGGAAGUCGAGCCAGCUGCUGACAGACCUAGACCCCGUGCUGGGAGGGACACAGACAGUGUGCGAUACCGCAGCUCUCAUGAGAGAUGCGUUCUUAUCGCGAUCGCCGGAUUUAAUGAGCCAGGUAGCUGGGACAAUAUCCCUCACCUGAGAAGGGGGAGCGUGGAUCAUGAAGCUACAAUCAUGGUGCUUGGCUUUAAGGACGGCCUUGUUUGGCAGUCUUCCUGUUAUGAAUUCACCGACCUGACCAGGACUUUUUUUUUUUUUUUUUAACGACAGCUUGGACACAUUCAGCGUGACAGCUGUGUGAAAUUAACGCCUGCGCACCACAACUGAAACAAAAGAAUCUGUAGCACAUAAAACGCACAUAAAAGUAGUGAUAAAAGCACAGAUGAAGAAUACUGAGUUAUCGAUUCUCUGCAAAUUUAAAACCGCUUUGAAAACAGCAGUUUAUUUGGGGCAUGAAGGAAGGGAUUGUUGAGUCUUCCACUUAAGACCAAGGAACAGCAGAGUGCGAGCAGAGCCCGGUGUAUUUCAUUAGGGCUUGAACCAGCAUCCUCUGACUAGACUUCCAGAAGUCUCUAUGGAUCUGGACAUCUGGUGUUAUGGACUGCCUACGUACAAGGGGAGCUUUCUUAAACCGCCUCCCUUACCGUGCUUCAGCACAUCUGCCUCAAAAAUAGCAGGCUAGCGAAACCAGUCCUGGUCCAAGCAUACAUCCUUCACGCAGACCUCAGUUUCAAAACAGGGAUGGAACAGUUAAAUGUUGAACAACCUCGGGUGCCCGAGACUACCAGUGUCUUCUCUCUUUCGGUUUGAACAGUUCUACCGUGGAAGUGAAUAUGUCCAAAAGGUUUUCCGAAUGUCGCCUGGUUUUCAAGGCAGCGUGCCUUUAGCAAAAUCCCACACCAUAAUUUAUAGUGCUUCGUGUUGGGCAACCUCAGCCCUGCCAAUUGUUUUGGGGGACUGAAAAUAUUUGUCCUGGUGUUUCCAUUUGAAAUUAGUGAUCUUGCUUAAUAUCAGACCUUUUAAAUGGAUUACUGACAUGUGAUCAGCACCAUGGAUGUCAAACGCAACAAAUACUCCCAUUUUUUCAGUGGCAUCUUUUUAUAAAGCAUUUUAUAUACGUUUGCAUAUGCAACAUGUACGUGAAUAGAAUAUUUGUUGAACUACAGAUUCUAAUGUUUUGUUUUUCAUGCCUCUUUCCCGAUUUCCUCUGCGCGCAUCCCUUUUGCGAGGCGCACUUAAUCAGCGAGCCCCGUUUCCCAUCUCUUACAAAUUUGUGUGCUUUUUUUCCUGUAGUUAGAAGCCCGGGUAUGGGGGAAUCUCUAGUUUCACUCACUGUUGAGUGUGGUUCUCUGUGUUUUUGUAAACGUUCAUAGGAGUCCCUAUUGAGUGUGACAGAGGUUUAACAGAAGGGGAGGACACUAGUGAAAUGCUUUUGGUCUGUUCCUUUUACAACUGAUAAAAAUGUUGCCUUUUGAUCUUAUAGUGUAGCAGUAUACUGGGUCAGCUUUCUCUCGUGAUGCUGGAAUAGUUCUCACAUUUGGAAAUGUUGUCAUGGGUAUGUUUCAGUAUUGUGUGCGUUUUGUUUCUUGGAUGGAAUGGGCUAGAAAUGAGAGAAAUCAAAGAUGUGUUCUUAAAGUUUUUUAAGAUCCAAAUUGAGGGGCCUUAAAGUACAUUGUUAGACUUUAGACUCUGUUAGCCCUACCUUGUUCUUUCGUUUCUUUCUUGUAUUUCGACUUACAAGCGUGUAUGUCUUGUUUCAGUUCCAAACUUUUAACCAUGUCUUGUAUUGCCUGAAUUAACAGAAAUACAAUAAACUGGUUUAAAUAUGUU
This is a messenger RNA of Electrophorus electricus (electric eel), 3669 nucleotides long. RefSeq names its product hypoxia inducible factor 1 subunit alpha, like (gene hif1al). Gene Ontology annotation, molecular function: protein dimerization activity; RNA polymerase II transcription regulatory region sequence-specific DNA binding; DNA-binding transcription factor activity, RNA polymerase II-specific. Lineage: Eukaryota; Metazoa; Chordata; Actinopteri; Gymnotiformes; Gymnotidae. Gene Ontology annotation, biological process: regulation of transcription by RNA polymerase II; cellular response to hypoxia. The record is from RefSeq and is a predicted model, not a curated record.